GCUCACUUUCUGUACCUGACUAGAGGAUUUUAAGCCUCCACACACUGAACCGAACCAUUUUUUUUUGGUUUGGUUGGUGGAGACCUCCAUCUUUGUCAAGGGUCACGACUUAUACGCGCAGAGAGCAUUCCUCUAAUGUAGAACAUUGAUGUUUUACUCAGACAGUAUUGGGCCGUCCAGCCCCUGGAGAUCAUUUUUUCUCUCUAAUUACAUGGCUUGGGGAGGAUAGAGUGAUGGCACUAGUGUCAGGUUUACUCGAGAGGAAUUGAAUAUAAGGAUUCGAGGAUAUCCUCUUGAGCAGAUAGUAUCACCAUCCCUCGUCCUUUUACAUCUCCCUCAAGAGUAAUAUUCCAUAACUUGGUCUCCCUCUGAGAUUCCUCUCUUUUUCAUCCUUCAGACAAGCAAUAUACUGAAUACCAUCAAACAUCAAACAACAACAGCAACAAUGGUCGCCUGUACCUAUCACAAUGCGUCUUCGUACGCCCCAGUGUUUCCAUCUCCUCUCAACCCCACGAACCAUGGACCCGAGAACAAAUAUGCCACAGCUUCAGGACGCAUUGUGCGCCGAAGAAGAAGUCGACGAGGCCCUCCUGGCUCUCACACUCUCACUCAACGACUCCUCCGCGUAAAGGCAGCGGAUGCUUGGAGAGGACAUGUUCUGAGCGCUCAGGUUGUUCAGUACGAAUAUGCUGAAGCUGCUGUCAUGGGAUAUAAAGCACCACCAAAGAGCCGAAAUUGCCUGUAUUCAAUGCCCGCUCUCAAGAACCUCGGCCUCAACUUCUCACUCUCCGAUGCCCACCGAAUCGCCAGCAACAUCCGUCUUCCCGAUCUCACAUGUCUCAGGACAAGACGCAUGGUGUUGGCCAUGGGCCUCGUCGGGCUUCUCCCCGCUCUCAAGGUCCGCGAUAUGCUCAGAGCAGCUGAGACAUUAUGACUUACGCCCAAGGGCCAAGAUGAACGAAAAGCCAUGAAUUUUAUGAUAAUUGGGAUUGUACUACUACGCCAACAUUUGUUAGGCGCGGCGCGUUGGGGAGAGGACCUUUUCUAUAGAUAUACCCGCGUACUUACGCCUGUUUCUCCUUUACCCUUGCCUUCACCUUUGCCUUUUCCUAGGUAUUCACACCAGUCUAAUACAAAUACAAAUACUUCCAACCGUUUCUUUAUCCGUACC
Fusarium verticillioides 7600 is the source of this 1171-nucleotide messenger RNA. RefSeq lists its product as hypothetical. The transcript is spliced from 2 exons. Bases 446 to 934 code for a protein of 162 amino acids. NCBI's taxonomy places the organism in Eukaryota, Fungi, Ascomycota, Sordariomycetes, Hypocreales, Nectriaceae. The record is from RefSeq and is a predicted model, not a curated record.